AAAAUAAGUACCGCUCAAACCUUCAAAUUUGCAUCAAUAAUCUUAACAAACUGGAUGGUUCACUGAACAACUUCUGAACAYAAACUAAGAAUUGUCUUCCUGAAGUGGAUUUCUUCAUUAGAAUUUCUUAKAACAGCAAAGGCCCAACGGUUUCUUGUAAAGUAAACAAGAUYAUUUUCAAAUCUAAAGCACAAAUCUGAGCUUUGUGAAAGUUUGGGUCUGGCAACAUAUUAGGCGCCAACACUUUGAACCUCAGAUAUGCACGUUCCGUUKAAUGAUCAAGGGGAACAGAAGAGAAAAAUUGUCAAAAAAUAUCCUCGAUGGCAUCCUGGAUGCUCAGUUAGAUUCUAAAGAACUGAUUUCAAGCGAGAAAGUUGUGAAUGAUCCAGCUCAGCUGAAGCUAAAAGAGAAUUUGCCAACAUAUCAUCAAAGGAGUGACUACUUUACAGUUCAACUGGAACCAACUUCUUUGAGAGGAUUUUUGCAUGUUUAGCCAAACUUUUGAGCAAGCCUUUCUAAAGUGAAAAUUCAUUAAAGAUGAGUGGAACUACAAUAAUACCGACCACUGUCAGCCUAAACAGUACAGUACAACCUACUAAUUCCACAAUUAUAGCUGGCCUGGCGCACAAAGCGUUUUCAUAUGUGACAGGUAGUACGACAGGAAUCAUCGUGGGUGUAAUCAUACUGAUUCUACUCAUCAUUAUCGUUAUAACACUGAUACGAGUAGCAUUGAAAGGUCUCAAGCAGGCCAAGGAAAGAGCGCUKAGCAAGUUAAACGAUCUCAGGAAAAGUCGAGAACAAGCGUUAAAUAUGAUAGAUGCUGUACCGGAAGUUAAUGUAUCUACUGUGCAGCCARCCGGAAGUAGAAGGGAAUUGAAAAAUCUAGGGGAAAUCAAGUUUUCAUUGCGUUAUGACGAAGAAAGCAAUGACCUUGUUGUGACAGUAMACGAAUGUAAAGACUUACCAGUCAAGUACAGUGGAGGAACAAUGUACAAGUACGUGGAGAUAGAAAUGUUUCCAUUCCAUAGAAUGAYGUCCAACAAACCCAGGACUAGAUACAUCAGGAACGACUUCUCGCCAACAUUUGAAGAAGAGGUUCAUAUCAAGAUGUCCAGAGAUGAAGUUAAGGAUCAAAAGCUAUAUUUACACGUCUGUGACUAUAAUCAGAUUUCACCGCGUGAUCUGAUUGGUUCAUAUCAUGUGAAUCUYCAAAAUACUAACAUAAAGAACAAAAACAACAAAUAUAGUGGAUCCCUUGAGUGGAUAGAAUCAAUUCGGGGAGCAGAGCGAGGUGAUAUCAACGUCAUCCUGCGAUACUUUCGCGGCGAAGGUCAACUUUUGGUCGAGAUUAAAGAAAUUAAAGGUCUGAAGCCAGCCAUUGGACGAAGGUUUACGAGUGCUUACGUCAAGGUUCACCUCGUCCAUGGUUCUAAUCAAAUCUACGAGAAGAAAACAAAAGUUCGACGAAAAGACUUUGAGCCAAAAUUCAAYGAACGAUUCCUCCUGGACGUUCCUUCAAGCAUUAUCGAACAGGUGAAUCUUAUUAUUCGAGUGAAAGAUUGUCCUUACGUUGGUCGCAAAGCUAUUCUUGGAGAGGUAUGUAUCGGUGGUGAUGCUGUUGGGACCUAUUUCCAUCAUUGGAAACUGGCCCUCGAAAAAGACCAGGAAAUCGAGAUGUGGCAUUGUCUUGAACUAYUAAAUAUUGUUCCUGGUAAAACGAACUUGCAAACAGCAAUGAAGGCCAUUCCAGUGUACGCGAGUACGGAGGAGGAGGAGGAAGAGAGCGAGGAUGAAGGCUUGCUUGGUUUGCUACCAAAUGUUGCUUUGCCAUUCGGCAUGGGAGGUUUAUUUGGUAACGAAACAGGGUCCAAAAAAGAAGAUGAAGAAAAUGGAAGAGUAGACGAGAAAAAAAACUGACACAGUCAGCAAUCAAUAAAACUAGAGCUAAAAAAAAUUAAAUCUAAGAGAGGCAAUGAAAUUUAAGUAAUCUUAAAACUUUUAAAUUAGUCGUAAUGGGCUAGAGGUCAUUAUCCUGCGUAUCUUUCAACAUGCCAUGUUUUACCUUGCUUUUUUCCACAUAUGUUUUUCUUUUCAAAAWUGACUUAUAAAGUUGUGCACUUGGGGGACCAUACAAGCCAGCGAUAAAACUGAAUAAUAAUUACACGGUCAUCCAGCCCAAUAAUGUAUUGUGAUGUAAUUUGCACUGCACAUUCACCAAGGGUCUACAAGGAAAAGCCGGCCCGGCUCCCGAAUCACGAGCUAUUUAUUCCCGAAAUCCCGCGUCCCGCGAAAAAAUCAAAAAUCGGGGUAAAACUGAGUAAAAUAAUAUAGUAAAUAUUUAAAAAUGAAAUACCAUUUUUCACGGAUAUUCAUGAGCUUGUAGUAAUGUCUUUGUUAUAUUGCAAAUAAAAAUCAUGCACGGCUGGU
Actinia tenebrosa (Australian red waratah sea anemone) is the source of this 2427-nucleotide messenger RNA. Its product is annotated as synaptotagmin-1. The record is from RefSeq and is a predicted model, not a curated record. Lineage: Eukaryota; Metazoa; Cnidaria; Anthozoa; Actiniaria; Actiniidae.